CACCUGUCUACUCUGUGAUGAAACUGAAGCAAUGUACUGAGUGUAGAUGAGAGUAAUGAACUAAACUCUCAUCAGGCUUUUAUCGAUCCAAUACCAAUACAGAUGUCGGUAUGGAUUCUAUGGAUAUUAUGAAAAGUUUUGUAAAUGCUACCUGCAACCUUCUGAUUCUUCUGACAUGAAACUUUAAAUGGCAGCUACCAAAAGAACCUUAUAAACUUAAUCUUUUACUUCAAUUAUACUGAAUCAUGAGGCAUUUUCUUCUCUCUCCAGGGAAAUCUGUAAAAACUCCACACGAGUCUUCCAGGCUUCAUGAUCCUCCUUUCUAUUUCCAUCUUCUGGCUCUCUGUCUGUGUGUACCCCAUCAGUGCAGAUCCUCACAUUACUGUAGAAGCUCAUGUGGGUUCCACAGCUCUCCUGCCAUGUAGCCUGAGUAAAGACUUCAGCAAAACUCCACAUGUUCGGUGGCGUGCUGAUAAUGAGUUUGUGUUUGAGAGAAGCUUCGAUGGUACACAUGAGGGUCCAGGAUAUAAAGGACGUGUGGACGUUCCUGAGGACGAGCUGCGUAAAGGAAACUGUUCUCUGGUGUUGAAGGACGUCAGAAUCACUGAUCACGUUUUCUACAGGUCCUUUGUGAUGGAACAUGUGGAGGCUACAAAUACUAACAAAAUACAAGAAAUCAACAGAGUUCAACUCAAUGUUUACAGUCAGAGAGUAUCAGCUCAGGUGGGAUCCACAGCAGUGCUGCCAUGUGACUGGAAACAUCUGUCCAUCCAAACACCUCAUGUUGAGUGGCGUAUUGGUGAUGAGAUUGUGUUUGAGCGACUGGGUAAAGAGUCAUUUCAGGGUGAAGGAUAUGAGGGACGUGUGGACGUUCCUGAGGAGGAGCUGCUUAAAGGAAACUGUUCCCUGGUGUUGAAGAACGUCAGUGUUACUGAUGAAACUCUGUACAGCAGCUACAUUUUAAUGACGGACACAAAGAAACCUGUGUUGGUCCAGAACAUUAAACUCUCAGUCAGGGAAUUAUCUGAAGAGAGGAAAGAUGAUUCAUCAGCUCCCUCAGGUGAAGCUGAUGGAAUGAACCUGCUGAUCAUCAUCACUGUUUGCAUCAUGUGUUCAGUUCUUCUCAUAUUUAUUGCAAUUUUCAUAUGGAUGAAAUAUCGCAGGAGCUCCAGUUAACAGAAUAAUAGAAAUGAGGAAGAUCUUUGAGUAAAUUUGAGUAAAGUCAAGAGUUUGAAUAAAAGACAGGAGGUGGGGUUGAAAGUAGCAAAUCUGAAGAUGUUCAAAUGUUCACUGGGAGGAUGGAAAGGAUUAGAAAUUAGUUUAAUAGAGUGAAAGAGCAUGUAGGACAUUUUGGAGACAAGGUGAGGGAGGUGAUAUUGAGAUGGUUUGGACAUGUGCAGAGAAGGGACAUGGGGUAUAUCA
Silurus meridionalis is the source of this 1422-nucleotide messenger RNA. RefSeq lists its product as uncharacterized. Lineage: Eukaryota; Metazoa; Chordata; Actinopteri; Siluriformes; Siluridae. The transcript is spliced from 7 exons. Gene Ontology annotation, biological process: cellular response to lipopolysaccharide; positive regulation of T cell proliferation; immune response. Bases 310 to 1176 code for a protein of 288 amino acids. Gene Ontology annotation, cellular component: external side of plasma membrane. The record is from RefSeq and is a predicted model, not a curated record.